Salvelinus sp. IW2-2015 is the source of this 5633-nucleotide messenger RNA. Its product is annotated as SRSF protein kinase 2-like. The record is from RefSeq and is a predicted model, not a curated record. Gene Ontology annotation, molecular function: protein serine/threonine kinase activity; ATP binding. Gene Ontology annotation, biological process: peptidyl-serine phosphorylation; regulation of mRNA processing; spliceosomal complex assembly. Gene Ontology annotation, cellular component: nucleus; cytoplasm. NCBI's taxonomy places the organism in Eukaryota, Metazoa, Chordata, Actinopteri, Salmoniformes, Salmonidae.
UGUUGUUGUGCAGAGCUGCAGAAGGCCUGCUAGAGCCAGCUACUGCACUGCUGCUGUUUUGGAAAGAGAGAGAGAGAGAGAGAGAAAGGGAGAGAGAGUGAAAAGGAAGAGGAGGACAGACAAAGCGGAUUGAGACUGUGGGAGCUUGUGUGUUCAUUUCAUCACCAUUUAAGAACCAACCAAGGAGGACAGAGAACAGGAGGAAAGAGAGUCAAAAAACUACUCUGAAAAAGCGAAAGUGAAAUAGAGGGUGAAGGAGGUAAAGGAAGGGAGGAAGCUGGGUCUGAGGAAAGGCGUCUGACAUUGCUUGUCUCGCUUCACACGCAGGAAGAUUUCUGCUCAGCCAGCCCACAGCUGCUUUUUCCCCCUUACUACUCUUGGAGCGUUGUCCUCCAUCCUUUCUUCUCCUCUGAGCAAGAGGAGGAGAGCUAGAAGGAGAAAGAGAGGAGGAGGAGGGGAGGCAGCCCCCCCUCCCCCUUACACAGACACACGGCACAGAACGAAGGGAGAGAGAGAGAGAAGCAGAGAAAAGAGAGCCUGUUCCUUGCCGUCUCUCUGUCGUCCCUCGGCGAGCGAGCGGCUAACAGGCACCGCUCAUGUCCAUGAACUCAGAGAAAUCCUCGUCCCCCGAAAGGCCUGAGACCCAGCAAAAAGCCCCGGUGUCUGCCCCCACUCCCCCGCCUCCCCCUCCAGCCCCCCCUGAGCCGGCCGUCCCCCCAGAGCCAGAGGAGGAGAUCCUAGGCUCUGACGAUGAGGAGCAGGAGGACCCCGCAGACUACUGCAAAGGUGGAUACCAUCCGGUGAAGAUAGGGGACUUGUUCAAUGGGAGGUAUCAUGUGAUCCGCAAGCUGGGCUGGGGUCACUUCUCCACCGUAUGGCUGUGCUGGGACAUCCAGGUAAAGAACUUUGUGGCGAUGAAGGUGGUGAAGAGUGCUCAGCAUUACACAGAGACAGCCCUGGAUGAGAUCAAACUGCUCAGAUGUGUGAGAGAGAGUGACCCCUCUGACCAAAACAAAGAAAUGGUGGUUCAGCUGAUAGAUGACUUCAAGAUCUCUGGAAUCAACGGAAUACAUGUGUGUAUGGUGUUUGAGGUUCUGGGACACCACCUUCUAAAGUGGAUCAUCAAGUCCAACUACCAGGGCCUUCCUCUUCCAUGUGUUAAGAGUAUUAUCAAACAGGUUCUGCAGGGCUUGGACUACCUCCACAGCAAGUGUAAGAUCAUCCACACAGACAUCAAGCCGGAGAACAUCCUGAUGUGUGUGGACGAUGCGUUUGUCCGCCGCAUGGCCGUGGAAGCCACAGAGUGGCAGAAGGCUGGGGCGCCCCCGCCCUCUGGAUCUGCAGUCAGCACAGCACCACAAGCCAAACCGGUGGGGAAGAUCUCUAAGAACAAGAAGAAGAAGCUGAAGAAAAAACAGAAGCGUCAGACCGAGCUGUUGGAGAUACGCAUGCGGGAGAUCGAGGCCCUGGAGAGAGAGGCUGAGAAACAGAGGGCCACAGAGGGCCCCGAUGGUGAGGGGGAUACACACUCCCCAAAACACACACCCCGCAACGCGGCAUUGGGGCCCGCCGUCGCACUGGGCGAGAGUGAUGACGACGACGAUGAUGACGAUGAAGAGGAUGGMGACGAGGAGGAAGAAGGAGAGACAGAGAGGGAGAGGCCAACCAGGCUAACCAAUCACACCUGUGCAGCCACACCUCAGGAGCAGUCAGAGGUGCCCCCCACCCCAGAGGCAGCAGCAGAGCCAGAGGGGGAGCCCACCCCCAGCCCUACCCCAGAGACAGAGACACAGAACCCCACACCCACCACCACUACACCUGGGGAUAGCAACGGAGCUACCGCAAAUCCAGAGGGAGAGGGGGACAAAGAGGAGGUUAAGGAAGAGAAUGACAAUGAGGAGGUGGAGGARGAAGAUGGGGAAGAAGAGGAUGAGGAUGAAGAGGACUUGGUUACAGCUCCUGCCGAAAAAGAUGAGAAAGCGGAACCAAGAACAGAGGAGGCGGUAAAGGGUGAGGAGACCAAGGAGCAGGAAAAGGACAAAGAGGAAGAGGAUGAGUACGAUGAUGACGAUGACGACGACGAUGAUGAUGACGAUGAUGAUGAAGACGACGAUGCUGAUGAAACAGAAACGGGUGCUGACGACCUCACUAACACCAUCUCCACCACCAUGGGACACAACAACAACACCCCCAAAACCAAUGGCCAUGUCCUCCUAGAGGGUGAGGAGAGGGACAGGGAGAGAUGUCCCAGAGCCAACCCCCCAGCCUCUACCCCCUCACCCAUCCCUCUGCGCUGCCCCCUGGUAGAGUCAGAGAUCAGCUGCACGGAUAGGGAUCAAAGCUCCCUCAGCUCCUCCUACGAGCUCUUCAAUGGCGAGGUGGUCACGCCAGGCCUGACCAACGGGGCGCAGCGCCACAGGGGCACGGUGCCACGCUUCCCCGACCUGCCUCUGGACCCUGACCCGGGUAGCCCCGUCACAGUGUGCGAAGCUGGUCAACCGGGGUCCGGGACUUCCCCUCACAGCCCCACUGCAGACCGCAGUCGUACUGUGUCGUCCUCAAGCACUGGGGACACGCCUAAAGAUGAUGUAGUUCUMGCCAAGGCCAAAGCAGCAGACCUCCUGGUCAACCCCCUGGACCCUCGCAACGCUGACACACUCCGAGUCAAGAUAGCUGACCUGGGCAACGCCUGCUGGGUGCACAAGCACUUCACAGAGGAUAUUCAAACCAGACAGUACCGCUCCAUAGAGGUCCUGAUAGGAGCUGGGUACAGCACUCCUGCUGACAUCUGGAGCACCGCCUGCAUGGCAUUUGAGCUGGCUACAGGAGACUACCUGUUUGAGCCCCACUCUGGGGAGGACUACUCCAGGGAUGAGGACCAUAUAGCCCACAUCAUUGAGCUGCUGGGCAUUAUUCCACGGCACUUUGCACUCUCCGGAAAAUAUUCCCGGGAGUUCUUCAACCGAAGAGGUGAACUGAGGCACAUCACCAAGCUGAAGCCCUGGUCUCUGUUUGAUGUGUUGGUGGAGAAGUACGGCUGGGCACCAGAGGACGCCGGCCACUUCACCCACUUCCUGCUGCCCAUGCUGGAGAUGGUCCCAGAGAAGAGGGCGUCAGCCGGGGACUGCCUCAGCCACCCCUGGCUCAACUCGUAGCGACACCAACCCCCCCUCUAGUGGCAGCCUCCACAACCUGCUCAAAGCCAGGCCCUCGAGGCUGGAGAGAGAGAGGGAGGGUGUGGGGGGGUACAGGGGGUUCCCUUUUCUCGGUCCCUCCCUGCCUUGUCCUGAGCCCGCCACACACAUACACAUAGACAUACACACAUGCAACAGACGCCCACAGAGCCUCAGCAGAAACCACAAAGCUGUCAAAGACCAGACCGAGAGAGGCUGCUCCCUCUGCUGUCCUCCCCAUAGGUCCCAUACAACCCCUCGCAGGAAGAAUAGAGGGCCCCAGGAAGGGAGUUGGAUGGAGUCAAACUCCCACAGUUCUAAACAGGCAGGACAGAGCUCCGGAUAAGCAGAGAACCCAUUCUCUGCUUAUGGGUUCUCUGCUUAUGGGUUCUCUGCUACACAACAUGAGCAGCCAUGGUCAGGACUAUGUCUCCUACUUAGAAAGACCAAUUCAGUCUAAACAGAGACUAAGCCACCCAUAUGAAUGGGUUCUCUGCAAUAUCCCAGCCAGUUUUCUCCUGUCCAGUCUUCUCCUGUCUUAUCCGGAGCAUAAUGGGUUUCCCAUUAGAAGUCAAUAAGAACCUCUGUCAGAAUGCUGACUGUGUGAUUGCUCCAUCUGCCUGACCUUACAGCAGCACAGCCCAAACUUGCUGAGGCAGAAGUGUGUUUAUGUGUGUUUGUGUAUAUAUGUGAGUGUUUGUUAUUAGUGUGUGUCUACACUGCCCAGUCUGUAGGUGUGUGAACGUCCCUCUCCUACAAAGGAGAAGCCACAACACUUCCAGAUUAGGAGUUGCCCUUUUACCCUACUCUUCCUCUCCUCAUCUCUCUCCAGCCCCUGCCCCACUCCCUCUCUCUGUAGGGGUACCUCAGGCCCCUGCUCCCCCUCCAUGCCCAGGACUGAAACAGUGUCACUGAACUGUUUACAGCCCCCCCCCCCCAAGCUUCAGUCCCCUCCCCACCCAGCCACCAACACUGAGCUGCAUGCCAGUCCCGGCCACUGCAGAGACACGGAGGGCAGCCAGCCCACCAGGGGUCUCCAGAACUGAACCGCUGCCACACAGACAGACAAACAGGGCACGGAACAAACAAAGAUCCUAAAAGACUGAUGAUCGAUGAACCGGACUGCUUCUUCUGUAAAGAGUUUCUCUGUCGUGAAAAAGAGUGAAAUGCAUGAAGGCUGAUUGAUUGACAGGACGGGAUGAUGAUGAUGGACAGGUGUUACUUAGUUGUGCGUUGGUUCAUUUGUUUUUUAUCAAUGUUUUUGUUUUCUUCUCCUGUGUUUUAUUUUGAAGCCACUUGCGCUAACCUUUUUGGUGCCUCGUGUGAGGAUAGCAAAGUUCCUCAUGUUCACUUUUUCAAAUCCUUCCUCCCUUUAACCGUUGACAUUCCUGAUCCAGUCACACCAUUCCUCUCUUCCUCUUUAUCCCAAAAACAAGAACAAUCGUUGAGUCCCUGUGGCGUGGCAGCUUUACCAGAUCUGAUUAUCCCCCUUAUUACCUACAGACGAAACUCUCCAUCUUUGAUCCUGAGCUUCUCCAGAAGGGGUUCGUCAAAUGGAGGUUGCACUUGUCUUUGUAGGAUGUCGUUCAGGGAUUUACCUUCACAUUUGACCUUUUAGUCAUUUAGCAGACGCUCUUAUCCAGAGCGACUUACAGUAGUGAGUGCAUACAUUUUACUUAUUCGUACUGGUCCCCUGUGGGAAUCAAACCCACAACCCUGGCGUUGCAAGCACCAUGCUCUACCAACUGAGCCACCUUUGUACAUAACUCUAAGAUCCGGCUCCGGAGAGACGACCGACUGACAGAUUUGAAACAAUGCACGCAUCAUUCCUAAAAGAGGCUGUCACGGACACUGGCCCAGAGCAGACAGUGGCGAGAGGCUGAACCACUCUGGAGGCCACUAAGUGGAAUGUGAAACUGCACCACUUUGUGGUUGAUGAGGGUACUGCAUUGAUGCACUGCAGCAUCUCUGUGCCAAUGCUCCAUACGUUCCACUCCACUGCUCUCUCACACUCAUCACAAUUAAGAGUCCAGUUGCCUAUUUUUCGCAAUAAAAUAAAAAUAAGUAUGUAAAGGGUGAGAUAUUUUUUUAACUAUUUAAUUUAAUGUAAAAAAAGAAGCAAAUUUCUCUGUGACAGUGACUGAAUCUCGUCCUAUUGAGGUGAUUGUGUUGGUUUGUUUAGAGAUGUUUUUAAUUUCUUUUGUAAUUAUUACUGUCACUAUUAUUCUGAUUAGUUAUUUUCUACUCAGUUGUUACCUCUUCCUCCCCUACUAUAUGGACAACGCUGCUCUGAUUGGACUUGUGACAGUGAAGAAAAGAARAAAAAAAAAGWUUUUUUUUUUUGGUCACCAAAAGCUCCUGAUCUCUCUCUCAGCCAUGCUGACUGUUCUUCCUGACAGAAUUGCGUCUCUUGUCUGUGUUUUUCAUUGACAGAUUUAAUAAAAUUGUAAAUUAAUGGAG